AUGCCACCGGCAAUCACAUACGAUGGAGUCGAAAGUGCCGAGGGCGGUACCAUCUUCAAGGACCUCAAGUUUUGGCUCUCACGUCGAGUACCGAGCAGAAAAUAUUGGACAGAGCUUAUCACGCAAAAUGGCGGCAAGGUCGUCAUCCUAGAAAAACAUGCUGAUAUGCUUAUCGCGGACCAUCUCAUAAAAAGAGAUGCCCCUCCUGGCUCCUAUUCAUGGAAGUUUAUUAAGGACUCGGUGGAAAACGGGUAUAUACAAAUCAAGGAUAAAUACUUGAUAGGACGCCAUCCAGACGAACCAAGGCCGGUGGGCAGCAAUCAAGCCAAAAAGUCAACAAGGACACCGUUCACUGCUGAGGACGACGCGAAACUUACUAGGUGGGCACUAAACCAUCCGACCCAACACAAAGGAAAUCAGAUAUGGUACGAAUACGAAAAAAUUAAUCCUCGACACACUGCGCAAUCUUGGCGCGAUCACUGGAUCAAAAAGCUGCAGCCCCUGGAUAGGAAAAAGUUGGAGAGUAUGGCAGCCUCUGCGCCUCCAGAAGCCGGUCCUAUUGCGAGCACCCCAGAAAAGACUACGGCAGACCGCAAUACGACUGUCAGAAUCCCACAGAAGGCUGCUGUUCAAAGGGCCCCUGAACAACGCAUGAACAGCCAAGUAAACGCCGGCCCCAUUCGCAGAGCACCACAACCUCAACCUCCGACAGCGCCAUCGCAAGGCCCGAGAGAAGCCAACAAACCUCGGGAAUCAAUAGUAGACUGUCAAGAACAAGAACAAGAACAAGAACAAGAACAAGAAGAGGAAGAAGAAGAAGAAGCUCUCGCUCUUUUGAGGGACAACUGGUACCAAGAUCUUGAUGAGUAUAUUAAAGUUACCGAGAAAGACAUCAAGAGAAGUCUCAACAUCAAUGGAAAGAAGAUCGAGUUGUUUGAUCUUCUGCUAGCUACCCGAGAUGCGCCAGUAUCACAGGACAGCCAAGUAACCGACUGGUACAGAGUCGCAGAGAACCUUGGCUUCGUUGAACCAGAUCAGCACACUGUCAAUGAGUUGCAUCUCUGCUAUGAAGAGAACCUCGUGGACUUCCUCGACACAAUGGAGAGCUUCGAAGUCAACAGCGAGGAACAGAGCCCCGAGUCACAGGAUCAAGCUCCUGACAUAGACCCUGCUCAGGACAUCAACUUCGAAGACGGUCAACAGCGCGGUUUACUGCAAAGCCAAGUACCCUCCUCACCCCCAGUCACCGCGCCAGGUUUGAAACGAACCGCUGGUGAGCCUCCCUUCGCCUCACUGGAGCGCUUUAAGAAAAGACGCUACAGUAAGGACAUAGAGAUACCAUCUACACCGGACGCCGAAGAAGCCCCCAAGCUACAGCGUGCCCAAGAAACAUCUCCUGGUGCACUAAGAACCUCUCAGUGGCUAGGUUAUAUUGGUGAAAGCGAAGCUUCGCAACACCUUCCACCGCUUCCCCCGAUGCAAGAUGAGUCACAAGACCUCGGAACGCGGCCGGCAUUCAGGCAGGAUACCCGUCACCAAUCUGUGGAUGUUUCACUGCCAAACGAUACAGCUUUGGAUACUACACCAAUACCGUUGCGUCUGAAUAAACAUCGCCAGCAAAAAUCCUCUCGUGAGAGACAGCGAGAAUCACACGCCCAGCCCAUGAAGCGACGUCAUGACAGCAGCUUUACAGACCAAAUCGCUCCCAGGCGAGCUGUUUCCUCUGUGAAACCGAAACCGAACCCACAACCAAGCAGCCGAACAGCUCGACGGUCUCUUCCGGCCUCUUUCAACUCUCCCCGACCUAUUCCCGAUACAAGCCAGCCUCAGAGUUCAGAGAAGUCUAAUUCUCGAGAAAUCCAGAACUGGAUAAAUCGCUAUGAAGCAAUGGGCUACCCCCGCCAAUUUGUCGUGGAAGCCCUCAAACGUACCACCCUUACACCUGGAAAAUUGGCCCUUCUAGUCAUGAAGCAUCUCAGUGAAGGACGCGAUGUGCCUUCUCGCUAUGAGGGUAUCUGGACAGACCGUGACGAUGCGGACUUGGAGUUUGCUUCGAGCGUAGACUUCAGCCGUCCUCCCGCUGACGACAGCGAAGACCGUCAACAGCAGCGCGCUCAGGAAGCUCACAACCGGCUUGUUAAUAAGCAUGGCUAUGAGAGGUUUAACAUAAGAAAGGCUUUUCUCGAGGCCCAAGCAAAAGAAGGUGGCAGCCAGCUUGAAGGAUAG
Fusarium tjaetaba is the source of this 2226-nucleotide messenger RNA. RefSeq lists its product as uncharacterized. Gene Ontology annotation, molecular function: telomeric repeat DNA binding. Gene Ontology annotation, biological process: telomere maintenance via telomere lengthening; regulation of DNA-templated transcription. Bases 1 to 2226 code for a protein of 741 amino acids. NCBI's taxonomy places the organism in Eukaryota, Fungi, Ascomycota, Sordariomycetes, Hypocreales, Nectriaceae. The transcript is spliced from 3 exons. Gene Ontology annotation, cellular component: shelterin complex. The record is from RefSeq and is a predicted model, not a curated record.